CAAGGGGGCAGCACUUGAAAAAUGACCUGGUUUUCACUUGAUAGGAUAAAGGAACAUUUUCAGUUACACCCAAGCUGGCUAUGAUGGUUGCUUUGGUUUAGGAAGCAGAAGCUCAUCAUGGGAAAGACAGAAGAAGCAGCUGCAAGAGUCCAUGUGGAAAGAGAUAAGCUUGAAGCACAGUACAAACAAUAUAAAACAUUGAUAAAUGAAUUGUCACAGCAUUACCAGACAGCAAAAUGUGGUGCCUUUCUGGACAGAUACGAAAAACUAAAGGACAUGAUUAAAGCCUGCUAUGAAGGUUUUGAAAAGGUGAAACAAGAAAAUAUCCGAGCUGCCACCAGGAGUGGGGGUUUAAUGGGAGCAGCCAUGGCACUAGCUGAAACAGAACGCCAAGUGGAAGAGAGAGAAAUACUGAUUUUAAAAUACAAAGAAAACUCCAAAGAAGAGGUACGAGCACUCACUGAAAAAAUGGAAUCUCAAGUUAAGGAUUAUCGAAAGAAAGUAUUGCAUAUUAAGAAGCUGAUUGAAACCAUGCAUGAGAACUAUGAGGCAUCCAAGAGCCAGUUUCCUAAACAGAGAUACGAGACCAUGAAAAACAUAGCUAAAAGUGUGUUCAGUGAUCCAAAUAUUUGACAGAAGUACUAAAUUUGCAUUUCAUUGUCAGAAGGGAUCUGUUUUAUAUAAUAUGUCAACACAAAAACAAGCAAAAAAUGCCAGUGUAUAAAUAUGUAUAUAU
Molecule: messenger RNA, 736 nt
Organism: Lingula anatina
Lineage: Eukaryota; Metazoa; Brachiopoda; Lingulata; Lingulida; Lingulidae
Source: RefSeq, a predicted model, not a curated record